Molecule: messenger RNA, 2933 nt
Organism: Anoplophora glabripennis (Asian longhorned beetle)
Lineage: Eukaryota; Metazoa; Arthropoda; Insecta; Coleoptera; Cerambycidae
Product: sorting nexin-14
Exons: 14
Coding region: 66-2807 (913 amino acids)
Biological process (GO): autophagosome maturation
Cellular component (GO): late endosome
Molecular function (GO): phosphatidylinositol binding
Source: RefSeq, a predicted model, not a curated record
UUGGGUUAUAGUUCAUUCUAAAUGGUCUGAAUUGGAAAUAGUCUAUAAUAUUAAUAAGAGUUAAAAUGCUUACCAGUGAUAUAUUUCAGAUGAUAAAUUUAGUCUCCAAUGACAGAUUAAUUAAAUCUAGUGCAAUAUUUAUCACCUUAUUUGUGGUAUUAAUAGGAAUCUUUGUAGGCUAUAUUUCUGCUAUUUUUGUGUAUACGUGCUACAUAUUAGGAUAUAUUACUGCGUGGUCGUUUGUUAAAUAUCCAAAUAAAGUCACAGAAGGCUUACAAAGAUUAUUAAGCUUUUAUCGUGGAGGCAUAUCCAUUAAAAACUCCCUGAAGCACUCUUGUAGCAUUUGUGAUGAUUUGUCAUGUAAAAGACAUCAACAGAAUUCAACAGUAACACCUUGGAAACAUAUACAAAUAAGUAAAGAACUCAAUGAUUCGGUGGAAAGGUUUUAUAACCGAAUUAUUGAAAAUUUCAUAUCUUCAUGGUACGGACAGUUUAGUAAUGAUUCAGAUUUUCUGAAUGAAUUGCGGUAUUCUCUGCGGUAUGCAAGUGCUUCUGUUAUUAAUCGACUGCUAGAACUUGACGUAGCAGGUAUAAUUACAAAUAAAUUACUUCUCUUUGCUGUUAAACAUAUUGAUGAUUAUUUGUAUAUACGACAAAUUACAAACUUGAGAAACGGCAGGUUCAAUGAAGUUGCUACCGAAUAUCUAGGAAAACGAUUACAUAUUGCUGCUACAAAUAGGAAGAAUGAACUGGCAUAUUUGCAACACUUAGUUUCUUCUAUUUUGGGUAAUAUUUUACCAGAAAAUUAUUUAAAAUGCAGGAAUUAUUCGGUUAUAAUAAGAGAAAUUUUGGUUGGUUGGGUAUUCCUGCCUUUGAUGGACGUUUUAGCAGAUCCAAAUAUUAUAAAUUAUAUAGUAAUAUUGUCCAUUACUUAUAAAUCAAAGAAAGCAACAAAACGCAAUGUUAAUAUGGAAAUGGUCACGUUUUUAGAGAACUAUGCGACUGUCAAUAAAAAAAUAUCGCCUUUCGCAAUAAACUUAAAUAAGAUAAAGAAUAAUACAGAUCUACUUUAUGCAUUCAUGCAAUUUUUGAAGAAACAAGAACACGUGCACUUGUUACAGUUCUGUUUGGAUGUUGAUGAUUUUAAUGCAAAACUGCUCACACCAAAUUUGUCAAAAAAGCAAUUGGAAGAAUUACAUUCCGACGCCCUGAAGUUGUACAAAGACUACUUGAAUAAAGACAGUUUGAAUUUUAUUGGUUGCCCGAGCGAUAUAACAGAAGAUUUUUCUCAUUUAAUUAAAGAAUACAUUACAGAGAAACUAACAAAAAUUCCUAAACUCCUGUAUAGGGCAUAUGAUUACACUUUUAACGAACUAGAAACUAUGUGGUUACCACAAUUUUUUCAUAGCAAUGAGUUCUACAGCUACAUAUGUGGAUCUAAAAUCGUGUCAGCUUAUGUUAAACCAAAUAGAUCGGGUGUGAAUAAUUUUGGUUCUCCAAUGAAGGAGAGAUCAAAAAAGUAUGAACCAAACAGUCAGGGUACCGUAUCAAAAAUAAGUAGUGGAUUAGUUAAAAUUAAAGGUGUGUUGAAAACAAAUCAACCUAUAGAAGGCUCCUUUUUCCCUCUAGAAGCCCAUAAUGUUGAAAAUGGUACCGUGGAAGAUUUGUUGCUGGCUGAAUGUAAAACACUUUUUAGAGACCUUAGCACAUGGAAAGUAACAAUAUGUUCUUACCAGGCAAGCCCUUCAAACAAAGUAAUAUAUUUCUGUGUGGCUGUGGAAAGAUUAGAUUUGUUAGGCGAUGACAGCAGAAGAAAUUGGGUAGUUUUGAGAAAGGAUCAAGAUUUUUACACUUUAAAAGCUAAGUUGGUAGAGUUUCAUGGAGAAAAUGAAAUAUGUGACUCUCCAUUGCCUUCAAGAAAGGCGGGGUCUUCUGUUGAUAUUCGUAUGGUUAAAUACGAAGAGUUCUUAAAGAAACUUCUUCAGAAACCUACUUUAAGGAGCAGUGAUUUACUCUAUUCCUUUUUGACAACCGAAGAGGAUUUUGCUAUCUUCAUAGCCACAAGCACCCCAAAUAUUCAGGAUUUUGGUAAUAUUUACCAGUCUGUGGCACAUAAAUUAAGAAAGGAAAAAGGACAGCAUUUAGAUUCGUUCAUGAGCGCUUUUUUAAGUUCCACAGGGAAACCCCGUCAGGAAAAGCUCGACUGGGCAGAAGUAGGUGAAGAAUUUGAUACAGCAGCUGGGGCUUGUAAUGUAAACAUUUCGUUUCCAAAAACUUAUCGAAAUCAUAUUUUUAAUGAUAACUUUGGUGUGAAAUACAGCUCCUUGAAAGAUACAAUGAGUGGAUCAUUCAAUCCGGAUGGAUUUAUGGAAAGUAUUUUUUAUUUAUUAAAACAUAUAUUUACUAUACCGAAUGGAUUGCUGAAAAUCUAUGUUUCGUUAUGCUGUGUUGCACAGCAAUUGGUUGACUUCUCAUGUCGUCUUUUUAUAGAACAUAAAUUGAAAUCAAACCUAACUCACUCAAAUUUGGCUUUUUUGAUUCGGUUGCUGGAAGAUGUAAUUUUCAAUCUUCAUGUCUCUCCUACUAAAGAUGAAUUAGAGAAAAGGAGGAUCCAAGCAUUUAAGGAAUUAGAACAAGUGGUCCCUACUUUCGCUUCUAAAAUUCUUGGACCUGGACUUCAAAAUGGAUCAAAAACUUUGCUAGAAAUUAUGCAGAAUCCACAGUAUAACAAACAGUUAAUCUACAAUUUACUGGACAUUAUUUUAACAGAGAUGUAUCCAGGAUUAGGAAAAAAUCCUGAGGAAUAGGAUCCUACGGCAUAUAUUUAAAUUGAAAUUUACUGUGAUAUUUGUAUCUUACUAUAAAUGGAUGAAAUAAUUUUGUAGAGAAUAGAUAUUUAUAAAUUUUUUCAAAUAUAAAAGCAACUGUGCACU